Molecule: messenger RNA, 3480 nt
Organism: Aphidius gifuensis
Lineage: Eukaryota; Metazoa; Arthropoda; Insecta; Hymenoptera; Braconidae
Product: myb-like protein U
Exons: 5
Coding region: 1355-3292 (645 amino acids)
Source: RefSeq, a predicted model, not a curated record
CAAAGUGUACCAAAGUUAGACCUGAAUAACAGAGGGGGAUAAAAACAGGUAACACAAAAGUAGGGAUAGAUAAAACUGUUUGUGUAUAUAAUACAUACAAAAUUCUCUCAAUGUAUAUGUAUUUUUCGUGACGGUUGGAAGUUGGAAACAGCAGUUGAAAGAGAUGCUUCAUGUUGCAGUUGAAAUUUUUUUCUUGCACACGCUUUACCUGUUGUUACAUACAUUUUGCAAGUGUUUGACCACAUGUUUUUUUUAAUAUUCAAAUAAUAAAUAGCACAUAUAUAUAUUAAUUAAAGAAUUCAGCAAUCAUAAUUAUAAUUACAAAUAACUAAGUGAUUAAAAUUAAAAAAAAAAAAAAAGGAUGCAUUAAAUAUUAACAAUAACAAAAAUAGUUGAUUGUUUAUAAUAAAUAUUUAUCAGUGUUUUUAUGUUGUUCAAUAUAAUUAUUCUAAUUGCCGGCUCAAAAGGACACUAAUAACAACUGUAUAUUUUUUUUUUUUUUUUGGAGCGGUAAAAGUUUGUGUUGCAUGAAAUGUCUAUAGAUGGAUAGGCACUGUUGCAGUGUUGACUCCGAUAUUAUUUGAGUGGGUAGAUUUUUUAAUUAAAAUUAAUAGAUGAUACCAAAAAGAAAGUUAAAAAAUAAUACAAGAUAAUAGAAAAUAUAUAUUUAAAAAAAAAUAAAAGAGCCCUAGCGUCUUUGGCUUGCUACAUCAUCUUGGUCGCACAGAAUUUCUUCUCAUAUCGUUGGAUUUUAAUACACGUUGAAAAUCCAGUGGAAUGUGGCACGAGACUUAUACGCGUGGCAAAUGAGCCCGUGGGAAGUGACGAAGAUUGGCGAAUGCUGGCGAAGUCAACAUUUUCAUUCGAAGAAGGAAGCAAAGAGUGAAGAAAGAAGAUAUAUACCUAAUAAAAAAAAUAAAUAAUAAAAAAAUUUAAAAAAUAAAUAACUACAUAUAUAUAUACAGGCAUAAAAAAAAAAAAAAAAGAAAUAAAGUUGAAUUGCAAACGGGGCGAGAUAUGCCCGCGGCCAUCAUCGUCGUAUAAUUAGUUGGAUCAGUUGGCUGGAAAGGACGGAUGGGCUGGCAAAGAAAGGUGGAAAUAAAAGGAAAAGGAAGUAGUAAUCCAAGAUGUAUGCAAGUGCAAGAGAAAAUAAUAAUAAUAAUCCAAGAUAGCAUAUAUAUAAGUUAGGAUUUAAUGAAUAAUGAGAAAGAAAGAUAAUAUGUGAAUAGAAAAAAUGUAAGAAAAGAAGAAAAAAAAAAAAAAAAGCGGAAGAGCAAAAGAUUUAAAAAGAAAAAAGAAAAAAAAAAAAUUUAAUAGUAAAAAAAUUUUUGUAUAAAAUUUAAAUAAUUAAGUUAUGCUAAAACACAUACCAACGGUACAGCCGUCAUCAGGCUCCCGUAAUAAUAAUAAUCAUUCACAUCAUCAUAAUGAUUAUGGAAGUCAAACAAUAUCAACAAAUUUACAUCAUCAACAUAUUGGUGGUAGUACACGUUUAUCAGCACGUGAACAAUCAUCAAUAUAUGAUUCAUUGAUACAUCCAUCAAAAUUAAAUCAACAAAUACCAACAGUACAUAGACAUCCAUUAAAUCAUUCACAAUUAAGUGUUAAUAAUUUAUCAAGACUUAAUAAUUCACAUGGAUUAAAUUUUUCAACAUUAUCAACAUCAAAACAUUCAAUUGACAGUACAAGUCCAGUUGGUGGUAAUGAUAUUGGUCCAAUGAAUAAUAUAAAUAAUCAUUCAAUAUUACAUCAUCAUCAUAAUCAUAAUCCUUAUCAUCACCAUCAUCAUCAUCAUCAUAAUAACAAUAAUAACCACAGCAACAACAACAACAUCAACAAUACUAAUACUAAUAAAAAUAAUAACAAUAAUAAUAAUUUAAAUAAUUAUAAUUCAGGACAAACAAGUUUAACAACAACACAAUUGAAUGGAGAACAACGUAUAAUGCAUAAUCAAAUAAAUGGAGGUUUGGAUAUAUCAAGAUUAUCAAGAUUACCAAGUCAAACAACACCAUCACCAGCACCAGUUAAUAAUAUAACAUCAGCAACAGUUUUAACAUCAAAUACAGCACCUGUUGCUUCUUCCGUAAUCCAUGCACCUGUCAACCGACAUACGCAACUCGCAACAAUAACACAAGCUAAUAUAUCAUCUGGUGAUGAACAUAUUGCAAAUCAAUUGGAUACACAAUGGAUACCAUUUUGUUUAAAAGGACAUAAUAUCAAUAAUAAUAGUCAUAAUAAAAAUUCAGAAAAUGGUGUUAAAGAAAUGUUAUCAUUUCUUGGUUUAUUAUGUCUUGUAUCACUUUUAUUUGCAAUUUUAUCACAUAUUUUUUUAUUAAAAAUAUCACCAUUAAAUCCAAUGCCAAGUAGUUUCAUAAGUCCUGAAGAAUAUAAUAUUGUUUAUGAAGUAACACUUGUACUAUGUGCACUUGCAUUGUGUUUAAAUUUGUGUUGUUUACUUGUUUGUGCAAUACAAUUUUUAUUUGCAAUGAAACUUGUUAAAUCUUCAUACAAUCAAACAUAUCGCACAAGUUUGUACCUGCAAAAAUCAUCAGCCAGUAGAAUGUGUGCCGUUGGCGGAUUCUUCAUCAGCAUUCCCAUCUUCCUUACUGGUAUGAUACUCUAUACCUUUUUGCAAUAUCACUCGACUCCAGCAAUUGUUAUGUCAGUUUUUAUUGGUAUUGGAAUUGUUUUUUGUGGAUGCGCAAUGGUACACAAUGUCUUUGUAUGGCAAAGAGAAAAAACGAAUGCAAUGAAGGAAGUUGCACGAGCACAGUGCGAAGCAGCAGCACAAUUGCAGCUGCAACAUCAACAACAACAGCAACAACAACAGCAACAGGAACAACAGGAACAUCAAUCAACAAAUAAUCAACAUCAGGCUAAUAAUAAAAAUCAAGUUAUUUCAAGUAUAUCACGUGGUAAUAAUUGUGGAACAAUUAAAAACAAUAAUUUUGCUCAUAUUCAUCGUGGUAAUCAGUAUCAUAAUCAAUCACAAAAUCAUCAUGAUUUAUUGAGACAUGUACCAUUGUCACCAACAUUAUUGACACUGUCAACAAGUCCAGGUUGUCAUAAUCAUUCAAAUAUUGAUGUUCAUCGUAUACCAGUUAGUCCAUCAACAACACCAGCUGAUGAUCAUUCACCAACAAGUCCAUUAAAUAAAUCAUUAAAUCGUUCACAACAUCAUAUACAAAGAGAUGCAUCAGGAAGUAUUAGCCCAGGACUACCAAUUGCAACACUUGAUUUAAGUAGUGCUGCUACGACAAAUAGUCCUCAUGAACUUUCUACACUUGUUUAAAUAUUAUUUAUUAUUUAAACUAAAACAAAAAGCAUUUUGCCAUUUUCUCAAAGCAAAACAUCUAGUCCACCAAAUUAACAAACAUUUUUUUUUUUUUUAUUAUUAUUUUUAUAUCAUUCAUUAGUUAUUUUGGAAUUUUUGAAAAUUUAUUUUUCUAAUAAUCGUAUUAAACGAAAAAAAAAAAGACA